Equus quagga is the source of this 595-nucleotide messenger RNA. Its product is annotated as translation initiation factor IF-2-like. The record is from RefSeq and is a predicted model, not a curated record. NCBI's taxonomy places the organism in Eukaryota, Metazoa, Chordata, Mammalia, Perissodactyla, Equidae. The transcript is spliced from 2 exons. The coding region runs from base 149 to 547 and encodes 132 amino acids.
UCCAUUUGUUAAAGUUAUUUCUUUUAAGUCAAAUACGUCUCCAAUUUCCAGAGCAAUUUCGAUAUUUUGGAGGCAGUGAAAAACAACGGCUAAUGUUGCAAGGAAAAUUGUUAGUCAUGUGGUAUUCAGGAUAACCUGGGCUCCGGCGAUGGCGAGGGCGAGGGGAGUCCACUCUCCCGCCGCGGCUCGUCCGCGGGGGCGCCGGGCCCGUCGCUCCCCCGGCGGCCCGGAGCGCUCCUCGGCCCCCGCCCCGAGGCGUCCAGGCCAGGCCGCCCCUCCUCGGCGCCGCGCCGCUGCCCGCGCGGGCCGGGCCGCCUCGAGCUCCCGGGCCGCCCCGCGGCGGGGGGCCUCUCUCGCGGGGCGCCCGGCUCCCCUCACCCGCUUCCGCUCCCUGGGCGGCCGCGGAGCCGAGGGAGGGCGGGAAAGGCCUCUCGAGGAGAACGGGCGGGCGCGAACGCGGGCUCCGGCACCCAAGCCGCUCCGUUCCCGCAGCGGCGACGACGACCAGGGCCGUGUUGUUGCUGCCAACUUGUCGAGGGAACACUGAGCAUGCGCGCGCGGAGACCACAUCCGGGUAAUUUCAGGGUUUGGCCCU